Molecule: messenger RNA, 579 nt
Organism: Peronospora matthiolae
Lineage: Eukaryota; Oomycota; Peronosporomycetes; Peronosporales; Peronosporaceae
Source: the annotation of a GenBank genome assembly
AUGAACUCGAGUGAGCUCUCGCAUGCGCCUUUGCGUCGACGACCAAGGAUCAGCAGCGUGACCUCUUCUGCUUCACCACUCGAAACGACCUCGACAUCAACUGCGUUCACGCCGUCUCGCCAGUCGUACCCUGGAGCACAACCGCCACCGCCACUACCAACAACGCGUUCAGCUGUCCACGUAUCUCACUCAACUCGACGAGCUUCAAUGGCAUUGACUGUCCCAGUGCCACUACAAAACGCUUUCGAUCAUGGACCUCCAAAAGGUACUGAAGCCGAGGCAGCAGCAAUGGUGUUGACCAGGAGGAUCAACGAUGGCAACGGUGAAGAAGAGCGACUGCAGCGCAACAAUAACUUGGUCACUUUUGAUGGAUGCGACGAGCAGAGCCAAAGGCCAAGUACGGGACGAGCUGAACGGUCGCUGAUUGCAAUACCGAGCUCCAGUCGUUCAGAAAGGGCUCGUGAUGAGAGCAGGGAAUUGCGUGAGCUGAUGGAGGGACUUGCAAGAGCACCUUUGCGCAGUCGGUGCUCGAGCGGGCAGUCUAGUGGGGCUCCACCCACUGAGAAAGUUGAUAUUUAG